GCUAGGACUGCAAAAGGAAGCAAUCACCAAAAUGAAGACUGCUUUAAUUUUGCUCAGUAUUUUGGGAGUGGCCUGUGCUUUCUCAAUGAAAAAUUUGUAUAGAAGAGCCAAACUACAAGAUUCUGAAGAAAAUGGGGUUUUUAAAUACUGGCCACGAUAUUCUCUUUACAAGCAUGCCUAUUUUUAUCCUCCGCUAAAACGAUUUCCAGUGCAGAGCAGUAGUGACUCAUCUGAAGAAAAUGGAGAUGGUGACAGCUCUGAUGAGGAAGAAGAAGAGGAAAAUUCAAAUGAAGAAGAAAAUAAUGAAGAAAAUGAAAACUCUGAUGGAAAUGAAGACGAAGACUCUGAGGCCGAGAACACCACCCUUUCUGCUACAACGCCUGACUAUGGCGAGGACAGCACACCUGCAUUAGUGACGCUAGGUCUUGCUGCAAUACAGCUUCCCAAAAAGGCUGAGCCUACUGGAAACAAGUCUACAAAAAAGGAAGAAAGUGAUGAAGAAGAUGAAGAGGAAGAGGAAGAAAAUGAAAAUGAAGAAAAUGAAGCAGAAGUGGAUGAAAACCAGCAAGGCAUAAAUGGUACCAGCACCAACAGCACAGAUGUAGACAAUGGAAAUGGCAGCAGUGGUAGAGACAAUGGUGAAGAAGAUGGUGAAAAAGAAAGUGCCACAGAAGCGAAUACAGAAGUAACCACGGUACCUGGAAAACAGGACAAAAGCAUCUCUACAACAACAACUGCUCCAAAUGGUGGGUUUGAAACUACAACCCCACCCCAGGAGGUCUACGGGACUACCACCCCCACAUUAGGGGAAACCACCACCCCCGAGUAUGAGGAGUAUGAACAAACAGGCACCAGUGAAUAUGGAUAUGAAGUCUAUGAAAAUGAGAAUGGAGAACCUCGUGGGGAUAAUUACAGAGCCUAUGAGGAUGAGUAUAGCUACUAUAAAGGGCAAGGAUAUGGUGGCUAUGAUGGUCAGGAUUAUUACUAACACCAGU
Molecule: messenger RNA, 995 nt
Organism: Talpa occidentalis (Iberian mole)
Lineage: Eukaryota; Metazoa; Chordata; Mammalia; Eulipotyphla; Talpidae
Gene: IBSP
Product: integrin binding sialoprotein
Exons: 7
Coding region: 32-988 (318 amino acids)
Biological process (GO): extracellular matrix organization; cell adhesion; bone mineralization
Cellular component (GO): extracellular region
Source: RefSeq, a predicted model, not a curated record